AAACGAGGCUAGGUUAAGGGUCAUCCGCCAUGUUGAACUGAUCGUGUGGUUGAGUUUUGAAUAGAAAUUCUUAUAAUGUCUUCUUAUCAAGUGUUGCUUGUUGUACUACUGGUGCUUUGUACAUGGACUGUUCAGUGCUUUGAAAAUCAACACGGUGCAGAGAUUGAAGACAAUGAUUUUGCUGAAUUUGAAGACCUUGGGGAUGAAGAUGAGGAUAUAACGAUAGAAACGGAAGGAGAAGAGGAUGAAAUAGAUGAUAUUUUAGAUGAAGCUGAGUUUGAAGAAGUUGAAGAUGAUGAAAUCACAAUUGAGGACGAAGAGGAUGAGUUUGAGCAUUUUCAAGAUGAAGAGGAAUUUGAAGGUUUUGACAAAGAUUUAAAAAGUACAAAAGGCAAAUCAGAAGUCCCAGAUCUUAAAAUUGCCAAAGUACCCCUCCAUUUUAGUACAAACUGGGACAGUUACUAUAUGGAACUGAUGAUGCUUGGUGGCCUUAUAGCAUACUGUUUAAAUUUCUUAGCUGGCAAGACUAAAAAUCAUAAACUAGCCACAGCUUGGUUACAAACACAUAAAGAGCUUUUAGAAUCCAAUUUUUCCAUUGUGGGAGAUGAUGGACAAGCCAAAGAGGUGCAAUCAGGAGUGCUGAUGAAAGAGAGUGAAAAUCUUUAUGCCUUGUGGUGUUCGGGUAGGCAAUGCUGUGAAGGAAUGCUUGUAGAGCUGAAAUUUAUAAAAAGACAAGAUCUAGUUAAUGUAAUUAGUAGAUUUAUGAAGCCAGCGUGUGAUCAGUUGCGAAUAACUGUGAACAUGAAUGCUGAAGAUAUGGAUAGUUUUGUAUUUGCUGUGGCAAAUAAAAAAACUGCAUCUAGGCUACAGAAAGAACUACAAGAUAUUAGUGUUUACUGUCCUGAAAAACGUAGUGGUGAUAAAUAUAAUUUAUCCUCCUCUCUAGCUGUAGUUAGUGAACUAGGAGAACUCUGUAAUGGCUUACUGGAUAGUAAAAUAGUGAAUUGUUUGAAUAGCUAUGAGAAUAUGUUUGACUAUUUCCACUUCUCAGAUCAGUACUCAGGAGCUAAAAUAAGUACUGAUGAUGGUCAACCUAGCAAGAUGCCAACUACGCAGAAAGUACUCAUCUUUUGUUUUAAUGUUCCUGGUAAAGGCAAUACGUCGGUAGUUGAUAUGUGCAAGACUGAACCCAUGAUGAAAUUAGUUAUGCAUUGUAUCGAUAAAGUCAAACGUUUCAGACUAACCAAAGAGGGUAAAUUGAAGGCUGAGAAAUCACGUGCCAAAGUAGCAGAGUCAUUCCUUAAAGCGUCUCACAGUCAGAGACAAGAAGCAGCACAGACACGUCGUGAGGAAAAACGUAGAGCAGAGAAGGAAAGGAUGAUGAAUGAAGAAGAUCCAGACAAACAAAGGAAGUGGGAGGAGCGUGAACAUCGCCGUGAAAUGAAGAAGAAAGCACCUAAAGUAAAGCAAAUGAAAAUGUAUUGAGUUGAGUGCCCAUGUACCAUGAAAAACCAAUUGCAUAUUGGGAAUGCAAUAUCAACCAGUCUAAAAUAAUUUCCUUAAUUAAACCGAUGAUUCGAAACACUGAUUGACAUUUGUAGUAAAUUACUUAUAUAAAAUGUCAUUUUAUUAGCUAACUUCUUUGCACUACUAAAGUUGCAUGUAGUUUUUUUAACUGUAUCGAUUCAUAAAAAUAAAGCAUGUUUGUCCCAUCAAUCAGUGUUUUGCUGGUUGUUGGCAUGUAUGAAGU
Messenger RNA from Saccoglossus kowalevskii, 1750 nucleotides. RefSeq names its product PAT complex subunit CCDC47-like. Gene Ontology annotation, biological process: endoplasmic reticulum calcium ion homeostasis. Gene Ontology annotation, molecular function: calcium ion binding. Gene Ontology annotation, cellular component: endoplasmic reticulum. The record is from RefSeq and is a predicted model, not a curated record. NCBI's taxonomy places the organism in Eukaryota, Metazoa, Hemichordata, Enteropneusta, Harrimaniidae.